CACGUAGAGGUCAUAGGGAUGGGCAAAGACAGACGUGUCCGACUUACUAGAACAAUAAAGCCAAUCAACUAUAAGCUGGAGAUCAUCCCAAACCUUUCAAACUUAACCUUCAAAGGUCAUGUUACCGUAAAUUUGCAGGUACUAGUUUACCAACACUUAACACUUGAUAUUUAUGGAACUCUUGCCAGUGACAUGCUUGGCCUUUAUUACAGUACUUAUACGGAUGAAAAUGGGCAAACAUGUGGUGUUCUAGCCACCCAAUUCGAAUCGGUGUUCGCGCGCCGAGCAUUCCCUUGCAUUGAUGAGCCGGAUCGGAAAGCGACUUUUGACAUCACCAUCGUCGCUCUCGACAAUCAAGUUGCACUCUCAAACAUGGUCCGUCACCGUUCGUUCGUUACGUUUGACCGUACUCCGGUUAUGUCGACCUACCUUGUUGCUAUGGUGGUGGGGCACUUCGAGUUCAUCUCCAGCACAAUCUCUACGUACGUGGCAAGGAAUUGCUCUUUUGGGAAACACGCAUUGACAGUUGUGGAGAAGUCGCUACCGUUCUACACCAAACUAUUUGGAUACCCCUAUCCACUGUCGAAGCUUGAUUUGGUUGCCAUUCCCGAUUUCGCAUGCAAUGCGAUGGAGAACUGGGGCUUGAUAACCUAUAGAGAAACGGCGUUACUAAUCGACCCGAAGAACUCCUCUCUUUUGUCGCAGCAGAAGGUGGCACUGACAGUGGCACACGAGGUGUCACACAUGUGGUUCGGCAACCUUGUGACUAUGUCGUGGUGGACGGACCUCUGGCUCAAUGAGGGUUUUGCAACGUGGGCGCAAUACCUUGCUGUUGAUUACUGCUUUCCCAACUAUCGUGUUUGGGUGAGUUGUCCUUGCGCAUCGUCUGACUUCUGUCUUGCCCCACUCACUUCACCGACUUGGUUGGCUACACCGUCAUUUUCGACG
Hydatigera taeniaeformis is the source of this 948-nucleotide messenger RNA. The record is from the annotation of a GenBank genome assembly. Lineage: Eukaryota; Metazoa; Platyhelminthes; Cestoda; Cyclophyllidea; Taeniidae.